Molecule: messenger RNA, 4008 nt
Organism: Coregonus clupeaformis (lake whitefish)
Lineage: Eukaryota; Metazoa; Chordata; Actinopteri; Salmoniformes; Salmonidae
Product: ADP-ribosylation factor 6
Exons: 2
Coding region: 825-1355 (176 amino acids)
Biological process (GO): intracellular protein transport; vesicle-mediated transport
Cellular component (GO): cytoplasm
Molecular function (GO): GTP binding; GTPase activity
Source: RefSeq, a predicted model, not a curated record
GUGAAAGCUCGUGCGCAAGCCAACUGACUACUGAAUGAUCCAGAGGAAGUGGCUGGUGAUGUAGUCCACACCUUUCCGGUAGAUCAGAGUAGUACUGCAACUCGGCUGAAAAGGAGAGAGAGAGACGAAAGCGGGUCGGAAAUUACUGAGAGAGGAGGGGGGAAACAGAAGGGGGACAAGAAGGGAUUUUAUUUUAUUUUAUCAAUGACCUUAGUCACCGGGACUUUAGGAGAACGGGCUCCUACGAACGAGUGGGUAGCCCAGCGCGACGUUUGAUGGAAUAGCUGCAGAAAAUUGCCUUUCUCCUCGGGUGGUGUUGAUCCGAACAAGGACGAGGAGGGGGACCUCGAGACACAUUCACCAAGAGGAAGUAAGAAGAACCGCAGGUUUUUUGGAGGGCCUAUUCAAUAGUAUGAACAUUUUGUAACGGCUACAAUUCAGAAGUAACAAUAUACUUACACGGCUUGACAUACAAUUGACUUUCCUGACCUUUGGGUACACAUGUGAACUUGGAUGUGUCAAACUUAUGAAGUUAUGAACAGCAAUACUCCAAGUUAGCUAAUGGUUUGCCACCAGGAAUAUUAUUGCCAGUUUGAGACACCCUUCUUUGGCCGACACAUUGUGAAGCAUUGAUUGACCCGCACAUGGCUCAGCGUGAGCUUCAUAUUUCACACCAUGUCCAUUUGAAAUUUGUUGCAGAGUUAAGCCCGGUUAAGCAAAUAAAGUUAACCUGCAUGGUUUUGACAUUAAGGAAGUAACAAGGGAAAUAUUGAAGAAUCCAACCCAUUUUUUCAUUUGGAACGGAAUAUUUAUGCACUGUUUACAUGAUGGGGAAAAUGCUAUCGAAAAUCUUUGGCAACAAGGAGAUGAGAAUAUUGAUGCUUGGACUUGAUGCUGCUGGAAAGACCACCAUCCUUUACAAACUGAAACUUGGACAGUCAGUCACCACAAUUCCCACAGUUGGUUUCAAUGUCGAGACUGUCACUUACAAAAAUGUAAAAUUCAAUGUAUGGGACGUUGGAGGCCAAGAUAAGAUCCGUCCCCUGUGGCGACACUACUACACGGGCACUCAAGGGUUAAUCUUCGUUGUGGAUUGCGCAGACAGAGAUCGCAUCGACGAGGCCAGGCAGGAACUCCAUCGCAUCAUUAAUGACCGUGAGAUGAGGGACGCCAUCAUCUUGAUUUUUGCCAAUAAGCAAGACCUGCCCGAUGCCAUGAAACCACACGAAAUCCAAGAGAAACUAGGAUUGACCCGCAUCAGAGAUAGGAAUUGGUAUGUUCAGCCCUCCUGUGCAACCACGGGAGAUGGACUAUAUGAGGGGUUGACAUGGCUAACAUCAAAUUACAAAUCCUAAUGAUUGAGUGAUUUACUGUUUUAGAUUAAACUACAAAAAAGUCAAAUCGAGGCAAGUAACAUAACUUUACUUCUCAAAUAAAUAUAUAAUAAAGAGAAGUUUGAUUAUCGCCAUUUAUUUUGAUUACUAUGAUGACCCUAUAACUAAUUUAUCUUUAUAAACUUGGUUUUCUGGCUUAUAGUUUGCUUCUACUUUGCUCUUGAGAACCCAAGGUGUCUUACAGCCGGUCCCCGUCUUGGGUUCUUAGCUGAUGGUAUGGAGGACAACUGGCUCCAUGUGAACUACAAUCCAGACGCUCUGUUUUAACGUUUAGAAACGUUAAUAAUACUUGCUUGCGAUACAGUUUUGGAAACCUUUUGAAACUUAACUUUCACAUCAGGGUGAAAUAAUAGUUAAAAUACAAAUGAUACACUAACUGUACGCAGUUUAGCAAAGUUGCAUUCUGGCUGCACACGGCAGAUUUUUUUUUAAAUCACAGCCCAAUGCCGAGGUAUGAAACUUCCUCCCCAGUUAAGGUAAAUUCACACUACGGAAGGCGCAGUGUUGCAACGUUGUUUUUCGUCACAAAAGGGGCAGCUCCUUGUAUUACGCUCUGGCAUUCAACGUACUUUUGUGCUACCUUAACAUUUUGGAGCGCCGUAACAUUCCUUCCGCAACGUGGGGGCAGUGUUGCUGUUUGGUUCCUUGAUCUGAUCAAUAGGCUAUAUGCAGGGCUCUCCAACCCUGUUCCUGGAGAGCUACCCUCCUAUAAGUUUUCACAUGGAGAUGUGGGAAGCUAAAAAGGCUAGCUAGCUUGCUAUGUUUUUAGCCAGGCUGACGCCAAGCUGCCAGCUAGCUACUACUAGCAAGGGGAAGGCGACUCUUCCUUGAUUUCACAAAAUGAAAUUACAAAAGUAAAAAAAAAAAACGUUGCUGUCGCCCCGUUGUGAAUGGGAGUGGGACCGGUGAGGAUUUCAUGUUAUCAACAGGUGUCCCCUGCUCCAAAAUUCGCACACCCGUAGAUCAAUCAGCUUGUAGUAACCUUUCCCUCCGAAGUGUAGUCUGUUGGAGGCGGUGUUCUUGACAAUACAGCCGGGUGCAACUUUCCUAAACUGCUUAGAGUAAGCUUAUAUUUUGUAUUGGAAAAAUACUUUUUUGCUUAUAUGAAAGUUAAGUUCCAAAUGUUUCCAAAACUGUAUCGCGUGCAAGGCGUAUUUGAGUUUAGACAGAGCAUUUGGGCAGCAUUGUUUUUUGUUUUUUUUCAAGUCUAAAGUCCUCACAAGUCCAAUGGCUCAAUGUAAUGCAAUGGAAUUUGUGUCAUGAAUAAGGGUUAGCUUCUACUCAGUAGCAAGCCCAUGUCACAUUAUGUGGCUUGAUGAAUAUCAAUUAAAUGUGUUCAUAAUUUAAAGCUACAAAGAUUACCAACUUUGCCUAUUCUUUAUCCCAUUUUUAUAUAUUUUCUAGUGGAGCUGGAUUUGUAUCUUUUCAUUAGGGCUAAGGCUUGGUUCAUUUAUGCUUUUAAGAUACUGUUGGAUUGUGGGUAACAUAAGGGUCUGAUUCAUAGUUUUUCCUUUCAGAACUAAAGUCUGGUGUUUAGUCUAGCUUGUUUGGGACAAUUACAACACCUUAUAUUAAACAUGUUUUUAAUACAGAAACCAUGUAGCAAAUGUAGGUAUUUGUUUUAGAUUGUAUUGACCACAACACUGCAAGAUGUGAUUUAAACUUUUCACCAUUGCGUACAUUUAAUUGUCAACAUUCUGGACAUUGUUGUGACAAAAUUAUGUCUGGAAAGACAUUGGCUGUGUCCGAAUACCCAUACUUUUAUGGUAUGUGCAAUGCCGAAAAUUGAGUAUGCUUUAAAUGCCAGGAUGUCAUACUCAUUUCGGGCAUUUCAUCUAGUAGAAUUCGCUGCACACUAUUGAGGAAGAUAAUCGUUUUUCGAGACCCAAGUGUGUUUGACAACAGCUAAUCAGAUAUGAUGCCCUUUACCAAAAUGAACGAAUGGCAGGAAUCAAUGCAAUUUCAGCAUUAGAUAACACAUUCUCAGUAUGGAUGAGCCCAGUAUGUUGAUAUUUGUUGCUUACUAAACGGUAUGUUUUAAAUAGUAUUUAGUACAGUUAGUACACAGUAUGCCGUGUUAGUAAGUAGAAGGCAAGACAGAUUUCGGACACAGCCAGAGUGUAGUGCUUAGACUCGCCAUCUGGAACCCAUUUGCACAAGUGAUUCCCUAUAGUGGUCUAUAUUGUGAAUUAAUUGGCCUUUUUGUGUACUCAUGUUUUGAUCCCAGAUUGUGCUCAAGCAUUAAACUGAAAAAGGCCUCUGGUAACUCAAACAUGCUUUUCAGAAUGCAGCUUUUGUUUAUAUGGUAACAUUGAUGGUUAUGAAGCCAAUGGACUCAAUAUUUCCAAAGGAAUGUAAUUCAGCUCUGAGCUCUCAACCUACUACUAUUCAUAUGUCUCAGGAUGCGAGACCUUUUACUAGCCUGUAUCUGCAGCAUGAGUACAGAAGUAUAGUAACCCUUCAGCAGAGUGGACCUGUCAUUCAAUGGGAGAGAGCAGCUCCCUGUUGAAAUGAUUACAUGUUUUGGUUCAGCUCUCUUAUUUCUAUGUUGACUUGGAGAACCAUGUACAGAACAAUGUCAUUGUAAUGUCUAAUUAAAAAAAGUCAUUUUAAA